AAGUAGUUAGAACUGGAAAAAGUGAAACUGCUCCUGUAACUCCAGCUGCACUCGUAUGCGCCAUCUUCAACUUGAUCACGCCUUCACCAAAAAUAAGCAGCUCUGACGUACAUUCCUGAAACGAGGCUCUUGAGUUGAAGCCGACAACGGAACGCUCGGUUCGCAGUAUCGAAUUCCGAAAGGAAGACUGCGUGCGUAAAUAUGUCGUCCAUCAUACUUUUAAGGAAAGUUCAGUCCGUAUUGAGAUUAUCUAAGUGUGCGAAAGUUCCACGGACCCCCGCACGACCCCAGCGAUCCAGCCUGCAGUGUGUCGCGUAUCGUGCUCUCCAUGUGGACAGUCCUCCCAGUGUGCCAGAGGUCACCACCAGCUAUGUCCACGGCACUUCCUCCAGAUCUUUGCUGUCCCAAACCAUUGGCCAAACCCUACAGAACACCGCAGAGCGAUGGCCUGACCGCGAGGCUGUGGUCUUCCUGCAGGACGGCAUCCGCAAGACGUUCGCACAGUUCCAACAGGAUGUGGACCAGGCGGCUGCUGGGCUGCUUGCUCUGGGGCUAAAGAGGGGGGACCGGCUCGGGAUGUGGGGGCCGAACAUCUACGAGUGGAUCCUGGUCCAGUUCGCCACAGCCAAGGCCGGCAUCCUACUGGUGUCUUUGAACCCAGCCUAUCAGCUUCAGGAGCUGGAAUAUGCCCUGAAUAAGGUUAAAUGCAAUGCGAUCGUGUGUCCCACAAAGUUCAAGACCCAGAACUACUGUGACAUGCUGAGGCAGCUCUGCCCUGAGGUAGAGACAGCAAUGCCUGGAGGCCUCAAGAGUGCUAGACUGCCCGACCUGCGCAUGGUGAUUGUGACAGACAGCCGACAGACCGGAAUGUUCCACAUGGACGAUGUGAUGCAGGCGGCAGACAGCCAACAUCGGCAGGAACUGGAUAUCCUGCAGAAGAAGCUAUCCUUCGAUGACCCCAUUAACAUCCUGUUCACAUCGGGCACCACAGGGAGGCCAAAAGGUGCUGCUCUGUCCCACCACAACCUCAUCAAUAAUGCCUACUUCGUAGGGAUACGUAUUGGCUAUGCCUGGAGGCGGCAUGUGCGCGCUUGUCUCCCUGUACCCCUGUAUCACUGCUUUGCCUCAGUGGGAGGAGCGCUAACCAUGGCCCAGCAUGGCAUCACCCUCAUUUUCCCCUCAACUGCUUACGACAGCCGGGCCAACCUGGAGGCCAUCCAGAAAGAGAGGUGCACCGCUUUAUACGGCGUGCCCACCAUGUACAUCGACAUGCUGGGGCAACCAGAACUGAACAAGUAUGACCUGUCCUCUCUAGAAACAGGAUUCAUGGGUGGCUCUCCCUGUCCACCUGAGGUCAUGAAAAAGGUCAUGACUACCAUGAAUAUGAAGGAGGUGGUGAUCGGGUACGGCACCACAGAGAACAGCCCUGCCACAUUUGUUGGGUUCCCGAGAGACGACCUGGAGAAAAAGACAGAGACUGUAGGCUGUAUUAUGAACCAUACUGAGGCGAAGGUGGUGGACCCUAGUACUAGGCAGAUUGUGCCCCUGGGGACAUCAGGAGAGCUGAUGAUCCGGGGAUAUUGUGUGAUGCAGGAGUAUUGGAACGAUCCUGACAAAACACUGGAGUGCAUCUCCAAGGACCGCUGGUACAAGACCGGUGACAUCGCAAGUCUAGACGAGUAUGGAUACUGCCGAAUCGAGGGCAGGAUCAAAGACAUGAUCAUCCGAGGAGGAGAGAACAUCUAUCCUGCUGAAAUCGAGCAGUUCCUUCACACCCACCCCAAAGUGCUUGACGUGCAGGUGGUUGGGGUGCGGGAUGAGAGGAUGGGGGAGGAGGUAUUCGCCUGCAUUAAGAUGAAGGAGGGACAGGACUGCACUGCUGAGGAAAUCAAAGCCUACUGCAAGGGCCAGAUCGCCCAUUUCAAAAUCCCACGCUAUGUGACAUUUGUGCAGGACUACCCGCUCACUAUCAAUGGAAAGGUCCAGAAGAACAAGCUGCGUGCAGAGAUGGAGAAGAGCCUGGGAGUAUGAUGGGCCAGUUUGAGCGUGUGGCUGUGUCUCAAGCAGAAGGCAGCUGCAGGCAGCAUUUAAAAGCAACGUUUUCAUUUCUCAUUGUGGAACACUUGUCUUUCGUAGGCAUGUCCCAAACCAAGAUCAUAAAAAAACACGUCCUUCUAAGGUGCCUUACUUAGGUUCAAUUUGAAGGCAACAUUGAUUUGUCCUUCAUGAUCACACCGGAGAUAUAAUUAUCCUUCUAGAACUGGCGUAAUCAUAAUGAUAUUAUAUAAUUAAUUAUAUCAAUUAAUUAUUAUGAAUAUUAUGCACUAAUAUUUCAAUAAAAUCAAUACAUUCAAUUGAUACUGAAUUCAUAUAAAUGAUUCAUCGAACAUAUAUUUUAUAUAUUUUGGGAAUUCUUUGAAUUCAUGCAAUACACAAUACAAAAGUAAUGUUAAUACAAACAACCUUGGAAGAUAUAAUAAAGUUUAUUGAACACAAAGUACCGAAAA
This is a messenger RNA of Conger conger (European conger), 2507 nucleotides long. Its product is annotated as medium-chain acyl-CoA ligase ACSF2, mitochondrial-like. Gene Ontology annotation, biological process: fatty acid metabolic process. Bases 202 to 2031 code for a protein of 609 amino acids. Gene Ontology annotation, molecular function: medium-chain fatty acid-CoA ligase activity. The record is from RefSeq and is a predicted model, not a curated record. NCBI's taxonomy places the organism in Eukaryota, Metazoa, Chordata, Actinopteri, Anguilliformes, Congridae. The transcript is spliced from 16 exons.